This is a messenger RNA of Penicilliopsis zonata CBS 506.65, 2746 nucleotides long. RefSeq lists its product as hypothetical. NCBI's taxonomy places the organism in Eukaryota, Fungi, Ascomycota, Eurotiomycetes, Eurotiales, Aspergillaceae. The record is from RefSeq and is a predicted model, not a curated record. The transcript has 2 exons. The coding region runs from base 247 to 2328 and encodes 693 amino acids.
UGCCCUGCAGCUUCCUUUCCCUUCCUUCCCUCCCCUGCCCACCAGCAGAAGACCCCAACCGUCUCCAAGGUGCGUCCAUCCCAGUCCAUCCCCGACCGCUCGAGCACCACCAAGAGACUGACCAUCACAGCCUCAAGGCAGCUCGCAAACCGUCUCAUCCUGUCUCCCAGCUCCACCGUUCUGGCUCUGAGCCCACACCGUCAUCUCCACAUCCCGUCCCAAGCCGCCCGCAAGCGGAACCACGCGAUGGGCAUGUCAAGACGCCGGCGUGUGCGGCUGUCGCAGGAGGACGCCCUGGAGGAAGACCGUCGCGAGGUCGUGGACCUUCUAGAAGGCCGUUUGGCAGCCCCCAGUGCCACGGUCUCGUCGCGCCCCACGCCCCCUGCUGGCAGCAGUAAGCGGGCGACCAGCCCAAUAGUCACUCCAGUGCGGAGUCUGCUAGAGGCCUGCCCAAGCACGCCGCUGCCCGGCCGAGAUGGGUCGGUUGCUGGGAUUAAUAGUCGAGCUGGGACGAUCCUGUCGACAGGGCGAGAUCCUCCCGUGCGAAGUUUGAUUGAGCCUACUCCCGCUGUCGGUGUGUUGUGCCCCCCUAUUCAGAACGACACGCGAAGGAAGAAGAAGAAGGAGAAGAAGGAGAAGGAGAGAAAAAACAAAACACUCCUCUUUGUGGGCGUCGCAGACCACCCGCCGCGCAGGUCGUCCGACAACACAGAUUACAGGCUUUCCAGGGAGAAGAAACCCUUUGCAAGACCCGAUCUGCACCCCCAGUUUACGGAUACUACGACUGCUGGCCCCAUGCCACCCAGCGUCCCGAGCCGCGAUGCGCUGCCAGCGCGCCCAAGCAAGAGUUCCAUGGUAUCGAGGAUGGCCGGUCUCGAUCUCAAGGGGCCAUUUGCCAGGGGCAGAGACGCCGGAGGACGCACGUCCACCAGCACGCGGGGAAUGUCUGCCGACCCCAGUACGACCGCCCGCAUCGGGCGAUCGGCAUCCAGGAACCGCUGGCUCAGCUCUCCGUUCAACCUCGCCUCCCGGUCAGGAAAGCUGGUGACUGACCAAGGAAAAUUAAUUGAUAUGGACAAUGCAUACAGGCACUUUGCUGACGAUGAGCUGGCCAAAUCGGCCGGCAGCCUGGCCGCGCUGUCCAAAGCCAACCGGGCGUCCGAGGAUGAUGGCGGGGUUCCAGCUGCAGUUGCUGCUGCUGCCAACGCCACCACCCGGGGCGAUGAACGUCUAGCCAAGGAUCUCUUUGACAGCGAGAAUAAUCCCAUCGAUUCGAGUGACGAAGAUGAGGUGGAAGAAUCGACGUCUAGUGAUGAGGAGGGGGGAAGAUCUCCGACCCGAGGGCGAAAGAAAUCGACGGCUGAACCGUCGGCGGCCACCCAAGGCAAUGAUCAUAACACUGAAGACAAUACACAAGUAAAAGAGGAAGAAGCAGACGAACACGACGAUGAUGCUGAUUCGGUCGAAACUGCCAGACCAGAUCAGAUCGCGGAACAGGAACACCAGACCGUGGCAGGUCGAUAUCACGUCAAGUCUCUCCUCCCCCCCGAGCCUCACAAGCCGGUGAAGAAAUCAGAUGUCCACCCGCGGACGAGCUUUGACAAUACGGCUUCUGCAAUCGGGACGCCUUUUGGCUCCGACGACGAGGCAGAGCUGUCGGAUAUUGCGCGGGCGCAGAAGCUCAGCAUCCAGAUGUCCGCGAUCGACCAUUCCAUCCCGCACCGGGCGAUUCGGACCAUUAUCCGAGGCGACUUUGCCAGUAUCAAGAACGAGGCCGAGGAGGGCCGUCGCCGCCAGCGCAAAUACCUCGUGGCCACCGAUCUGAGCGAGGAGUCUGUCUAUGCCCUGGAAUGGACCAUCGGGGGGAUUCUCCGCGAUGGAGACACCAUGUUCGCCGUUUUUGCAGUGUCCGAUGAGAACGCUUCGGGGAGCCGAGAUGUCGACCCGGCCACGCCGACCAGACUCAUCCACGACACUACCGCAGUGGUCGGAUCCCAGACGGAGGAGACGACCAACAAGUCACAGGCCGAAGCGGCCACUCCUUUGACCCGGGCGCUGUUUGCUCGCCUGGGGUCGGGGACAGACAGCCGAUCGAGCUCUGUAGACACCAAGAUCAUGUCCAAAGCCGAAUUGGAGCGAUCCCAUGCCGUCGAAUCCAUCUCGCAAACCUGUGUGCGGCUGUUGCGGAAGACCACCCUCCAGAUCCGCGUCGCAGUGGAGGUGAUCCAUUGCAAGAACCCGAAAAACAUGAUCACUGAAGCGAUUGACGGACUGGAGCCCACGCUGGUCAUCGUCGGGGCACGAGGCCGAAGUGCGUUCAAGGGGUGAGUCUUCUCCUGGCCUUUACAAGCUUAGUUACCAGCUAUGUCUAACAAUUCCCGUUAUCUCAGCAUCCUUCUAGGAUCAUUCUCAAACUACCUGGUCACCAACUCGUCGGUCCCUGUCAUGGUGGCCCGCAAGAAGCUGAAGAAGAACAAGAAGAAACCCUCACGCACCGCCAACCCCAACUAUCUGAACACGCCCAACAAACUUUCCAUGGCCAAGGUGGACGAGUAUUCCGAUAAGGAAAGGAAGGGGAAAUGAUCGGGCGUUUGACAACUUGACAAGCCUCCUCCUGCUCACGGUUAUGCGAGGGUUUACGAGAAAUAUGAUUAUUCUGCUCACUAGCGCCGGACGCGGCAUGAUGUAUCUUACUGUAUCAUUAUACCAAUCAUAUCCUACAGACCAUCCUUACCUUAUUAUUCUC